This is a messenger RNA of Brenthis ino (lesser marbled fritillary), 2472 nucleotides long. NCBI's taxonomy places the organism in Eukaryota, Metazoa, Arthropoda, Insecta, Lepidoptera, Nymphalidae. The record is from the annotation of a GenBank genome assembly.
AUGACGUCGUUGAGUACAAAUAUUGUUAUUAACGAGCUAUUAUGUUUCUUACAAAACAAAUGUGAUGUGUUGGAUGAAGUAUCCAUAAUUCGUUUGUGUGCUACAUCGUUCAAGACGGAAGAUGUAGAAAAAGCCAAAACAAUCUUGUUUGAUUUUGUUCCAACAGAGAAGGGACGGAAAAUAAUGAGAAAAAGAGAAAACAAGAUCGAAAAAGACCUUCAGGAUAUGAUUAAGGUGUUAAAAGAGUGUGAAUCGGAAUUAUUUCCAAAAUUUGUGGCAUAUGAUCUCUCUAAAUUACCCCCCGUGACGUUUGAUCAUAUCGAUGUAUCUAGAUUUUUAGUUGAUAUUCGAGUUUUACAAGAAGAAUUACAAAAUAUAAAGGUGCAAAUGAGAAAUAAAUGUGAUGAAGAAGUAUUUAAAACAUGCGUUGAACAGUUGAGAUCUGAAAUCGUUACUCAAAAGGUUUGCGAAUCGAGUAAGAACAAAGCGCUUCAACCGUUGCCGGUUUCAAAUUCGAAUCGUGAGCGUCAUGCGCGGGUUGUUGACCCCGGCCCGGUGGAUACCUUGAGUGUAAGUACGAGUAAUAGAAUUGAGAAUGUGUCAUUACAAGCUUCGCAUCAGCAUGAGCCUAAGAAAAAUGCAACAUACGCUUCCAUGACAGCUAUUACAUCACCUGAGCCGCGUUCAUUGCUAAAAAAGCACACAGAACAUUCAAAUAAAAUUGAAGAAAAUCCCAACCCGUGGAUCAAUGUAACAUAUAAGAAAAAUACUAACAGAUUUCAAGGGAAGUUAGGUAUAGGAAAAGUGGAAACGGCGAGCACUUUUAAAUCAGCUGAUAUUAAAGUUCCUUUGUAUAUCUCGAACGUUGAUAAAAAUACAAGUGAACGGGAUAUAUGCGAAUACGUGCAGAGUAAAACUCAAGAAAAAAUAACUAUUCAAAAGUUAACAAUGAAAGAGGAUAAACAAUAUUGUUCAUAUAAAAUCUUUGUAUCAAGAAAUAAAUUAGAUUUAUAUUUGAAUAGUGAUAUAUGGCCAGAAGAUUACCUGUCAGUGGUCACCCAUCCGAUGGACCUGGGAACAGUGCAGCAGAAGCUGGCGGAGGCGCAGUACUCGCACGCGUCGCAGCUGGCGGCCGACGUGAGGCUCGUCUUCGCCAACAGCCGGCUGUACAACACCAAUAAGAGGAGUCGGAUCUACUCGAUGACAGUGCGGCUGUCGUCGCUGUUCGAGGCGCUGUGGGCGCGCAUGCCGGUGGAGGCGCGCAGCACGCGGCGCGCGCGCCCGCGCCGCGCCCGCGCGCGCACGCGGCGCAAGCCCGCGGGUCAGUCCGCCCCCGCGCCGGCUGCGGCUGCGGCUGCGGCGGGCGAGGGCGCGCGCGCGUCGUCGUGCAGCUCGUCGGAGCCGCUGGCGGAGACGUCGCGGCGCGUGCACGCGCGCGCCGCCGCCGACGACUCCUGGGACAGCGACGUGCCGCUCACUUCGCAUAGGAAAGGUAAAGGCGUAGGGAAGAAAAGUAAAAGCGCCGCGUCAGCAUCCUCCAGCAGUCGACCGCCACCUGAAAACUACACAGUAACGAGUAAUGGUAUAGCGUCGGACUCUGAUGAAGAGAACCGGCGACCUGCGGCCAAUGAUUCUGCCUCCGAUACUAGCGCGUACUCGCGGAUAGAGGUCGUGGAGGAAGAGUUGGCAGAGGAUGAGGUAGAAUUAGAGUACGAGCCACAGCCUUCGACGCAGGCACAUCGGACUAGAAACGGGCCACAGAGGGCGACGCGCGCGGGCGCAGUGCGCAAGCGCAAGCGGCGGCGCCUGCGCAGCUCCGCCAGCAGCGGCGCCUCCAAGCCGCACAAACGGAUACGAGAACGUUUCUCGGAGGGUAGCUGGUCGUCGUCCACGUCGGGGUCCGCGUCGGGGUCGCGCUGGGGCUCCGGCUCGGGUUCGGGGCGCCGCCGGUACGAGUCGGACCGCUCCUACCGCCCCGCCGCCUACUCCAGCGACGAGGACGCGCCCCUGCUCAUGUACAGGCAAAGGCAGGGUGAGGAUGAUGAAGCAGGACCGUCUCGAGUAACACAUAAUUCGCACAGGGCGGGCGGCGCGGCGGCGGGCGGCGCGGGCGUGUCGCUGCGGCGGCGCGGCUCCCCGCGGCGCUACAACGAGGACAGCGAGGAGGACUCGGUGGCGGCCAUCAGCAAGCGCCUGCCGCACCACCACCGCCGCCACCACCACCACCAGCAGGCGCUGCUCGCGCGCCGCAGGCACCACGCCCAGGGCUCCGCCAACGUGGGCGUGCUGCCGGCGAGCGCGUCGAGCGCGGCCAACGCUGCCACGAACGAUCACAACUACUUCAACGGACACGCACCUAGACACAAUGGUGCCGGCAUGUCUUCAGGGUCCGGGGGCUCCGGUCCGGUGUCGAUAUCAUCUCGAGGCCGCGUAAGGAAGCUGACGGCCAAAGCCCGAGGGCUCCUGCGUCAC